Messenger RNA from Bactrocera dorsalis (oriental fruit fly), 1140 nucleotides. RefSeq names its product gamma-glutamylcyclotransferase. NCBI's taxonomy places the organism in Eukaryota, Metazoa, Arthropoda, Insecta, Diptera, Tephritidae. Gene Ontology annotation, molecular function: gamma-glutamylcyclotransferase activity. The record is from RefSeq and is a predicted model, not a curated record. The coding region runs from base 427 to 978 and encodes 183 amino acids. The transcript is spliced from 4 exons.
UCAAAUUGCACUUACAUACAUAUAUACAUAUACAUAUACAUAUGAGCUUUGUUAUCAAAUAUAUGGAGAAUAUCCAUAAAUUAUAUCCAUAGUCGCUUGCGCGUUGAAAAUAUGAGAAUCUGUAAGCGUACAUUGAAAUUAGCAUAAUUUUUCUCAUUUAACACUGAAAAUGCUCAAUUCUGCUAUUUUCGACGCUCCUGUUAUAUAUUGGUGAAAUCCGCUUAUAGAAACGAGUACCCCUCCUUUUGUGGUGAAAUCCACUAAUAGAAACGAGUACCCCUCCAAAAAAUGAAAUGUAGUAGAACAGUGCUGCCCGUGAACCUUCUCUAUAUUAUACGUUCUCUGUAUGAUGUUAAAGGGGAGAUUUCGACUCAAUAAUUACCUGAUAAUAACACUUAAAUUUUAUAAUGAUCUUUCGCUUUUCAGAUGUCUUCCAAGUUUUACUACUUUGGUUUUGGCAGUAAUCUUCUAGCCAAGAGAAUACAUAUACAAAAUCCAACGGCGGUGCGCAUAGGACCUGGGAAGCUGGAAAAUUACCAACUUGAUUUCUAUACGAGUUCCCGCACUUGGUAUGGCGCGCCCGCGACCAUAGUACCCAAAGCGAACUCCUGUGUUUUUGGCGCCAUUUGGGAGAUUGAUAACAGCAAUUUAAAAGAUUUAGAUGAUCAAGAGGGUGUCUCCUAUGGCAUUUAUGUGCCGAUCACAGUGCCGGUACUGGAGCUUAACAGCGGCAAGUUGAUAGAGUGUCGCGCCUAUCAUUUAACAAACCAACCAACGGGUGAUGUGCGAUGCCUGAAACCCGAAGAGAUACCCUACGAUCGUCAGCCAUCGAAAACAUAUAUGAAAACUAUUGUGAAAGGUGCUUUGGAGACAUGUCUGCCAGCGGAGUAUGUGCAGUGGCUACGUACCAUCAAACAUAACGGCAAGAUGGUCGAUGCGUUGGAGAAGAAAUUGGAAUUGCAAGAUGUGAACUUGUAAGCGUGGUUGAGAAAUUUUUCCCAAAUCAUAAAACGGAGAAAGACACUUAAAGCAUUUAAAUAGGAACCUAGAAGUUCUUAUUGAUCGGUUUCUACAAGUCAGUAGCAUUGGAAAAAGUUAUGAAAUGUAUAAUAAAAAAGAUUAAUAACAACAUUGUUUGUA